UCUUUGUUUUACGUUUGGGAGGAGGUGGCAUUGAAAAGAGCAGAGUGCUUCGCGGUAGCAGGGGUUGGAGUGCAAUGGUGUGAUCUCAGCUCACUGCAACCCCUGCCUCCCAGGCUCCAGCGAUCCUCCCACCUCAGCCUCCUGAAUAGCACUUGGCAAACCCACCCCGCCCACGUCUCCCUUGGGAAUUCAGACCUAACCAUCGCUGAGCUGAAGUACAAAUGUACUGAGGCUGGAGCCUGUGUGAACAGAACAGAAGAGGCCUUCACUCUAGUAGUGCUCACGGUCCAGCAGCAGGUGUUUGCUGAAGACAACUUACUCAGAUCACUACUGCCUGGAGGUGGUUGAUAUAUCCUGGUGUAAACCUUCAAGAAGGACACAGGCAGGAAAACAUGAACCAGCAACUGAAGAAACUGGCAAAGACGAGACGCCAGAAAGGCCUGGGUGGAAGAGCCCCCAGUGGGGCUAAGCCCAGGCAUGACAAGGCAAGCCAAGACCUGCAGGCGGAAAUAGAACCUGUCAGUGUGGUGUGGGCCUUAUGUGAUGGCUAUGUGUGCUAUGAGCCUGGCCCUCAGGCUCUCGGAGAGGAUGAUUUCUCAGACUGUUACAUAGAAUGCAUCAUAAGGGGUGAGUUUUCUCAACCCAUCCUGGAAGAGGACUCACGUUUUGAGUCCUUGGAAUACCUAAAGAAAGGAUCGGAACACGAGCUUUCUCAAAAGGUUCUCGAAGCAAGCUCCCUUCUUGAAUGUUCUUUGGAAUACAUGAAAAAAGGGGCAAAGAAAGAGCUUCCUCAAAAGAUAGUUGGAGAGAAUUCGCUUGAGUAUUCUGAGUACAUGACAGGCAAGAAGCUUCCGCCUGGAGGAAUACCCGGCAUUGACUUAUCAGAUCCUAAACAGCUCGCAGAAUUUGCUAGAAAGAAGCCCCCCAUAAAUAAAGAAUAUGACAGCCUCAGCGCGAUCGCUUGUCCUCAGAGUGGAUGCACUAAGAAGUUGAGGAAUAGAGCUGCCCUGAGAAAGCAUCUCCUCAUUCAUGGUCCCCGAAACCACGUCUGUGCGGAAUGUGGGAAAGCGUUCGUUGAGAGCUCAAAACUAAAAAGACAUUUCCUGGUUCAUACUGGAGAGAAGCCGUUUCAGUGCACUUUUGAAGGGUGCGGAAAACGCUUCUCUCUGGACUUUAAUUUGCGUACACAUGUACGCAUCCACACGGGGGAGAAACGUUUUGUGUGUCCCUUUCAAGGCUGUAACAGGAGGUUUAUUCAGUCAAAUAACCUGAAAGCCCACAUCCUAACCCAUGCAAAUACGAACGAGAAUGAACAAGAUGGAAAGUAGUCCUCCAUCAGGAUAAAGCAUGUUAACAGAAGAGUGAUGAGUGACAAACAUGCCUCACUGAUUAUUGUUUCUAGGAAGGAAUUUUUAAAUCAAUAUUGCAACCCCAAAAGCAGGUAUAAUUUGGUGUUACUAAGAUGCUCCUACACUUUGUGAUACCGUUUUAAGAACAUGGUGUAUUUUUUUUUCUUUUUUGUUUUAUUUAGAACUUUGUGUAUUCUUAAAGUGUGCUUCCAACAGGAAAGUCAGUGAUAAAUUGACUUCAAAAGCAUAACCUUUAAUAUAUUAUCUGUUGGAUUAUUGGAUAUGACUUAUUUUCAUGUACUGUAAAUAUGAAAAUAACUUUGAUUUUUAAUUGUGUAGUUUCCAUUUCUUAGCUUUUGUCUUUUAAAUUUAUACUUCAGCCAGGCAUAGUGACUGACGCCUGUAAUCCUAACACUUUGUUGGGAGGCCAAAGCGGGAGGAUAGCUUGAGGCCAGGAGUUCCAGACCAGCCUGGGCAACAUAGUGAGAUCCUGUCUCUACAGAAAAAUUUGUUUUUAUUUGUAUUUAUUUAUUUUUAUUUUUGUUGGUAGACGUCUCGCUUUGUCACCCAGGAUGGAGUGUAGUGGCGUGAUCUCGGCUCGCUGCAACCUCCACCUCCCGGGUUCAAGUGAUUCUCCAGCCUCAGCCUCCCAAGUAGCUGGGACUACAGGCGUGUGCCCCCAUGCCCAGCUGAUUUUUGUAUUUUUAGUAAAGAUGGGGUUUCACCAUGUUGGCCAGGCUGGUCUCAAACUCCUAACCUCCAGUGAUCCACUCACCUUGGCCUCCCAAAGUGCUGGGAUUACAGGUGUGAGCCACUGUGCCUGGCCCCCACAAAAUGUUUAAACUUAGCUAGGCCUGGUUGCAUACACCUGUGUUCCCAGCUACUCAGGAGGCUGAAGCAGGAGGAUAGUUUGAGCCCAGGAGUUUGAGGCUACAGUGAGCUGUGAUUGCACCACUGUACUCCAGACUGGAUAACAGCAAGAGCCCAUCUUUUAAAAAAAGUAAAAAUUAAAAAUAUACUUGAUGGUUCAUGUCAUAGCCCUAGGAAUGAAAAAUUUGCGGUAGUCAAUAAAUGAAUGAGUAGUUAAAUAUUCUUUAAAGUCAACUGUAUUUCAUUGUAAUUUUUGUUUUCUUUUUAUCAUUGUAUCAAACUUAUGGAAAUCAUAUGGUUAGAUGUGAGUGAUUAUUUGAUAAUGUUAGUCCAUUUGAAUCCAUUUUAGAUAUUUCACAAUUAAAGAAUAUGAAACUUCAGAAAUAUGCCAAGUCUGUAUUUUAAAAAAUCAAAGAGUCUGCACUGAAAAGAGAUACCAUUUAUUUGUUCUUAAAAAUUAGCAAAAUUCAACAGACUGAUGUUCAGUAUAGGUGAGGUAUGGCGGGAAGUUAGGCUUACGUGUGGUUGGAUAAGGUAUAAACUGUCACAGCCAGUUAAGUGUGCUAUAUUCGUUUUUAGAGCUACCAUAGCAGUACCCCCAAGCUAGGUGACUUAGCAGAAAUGUAUUGUCUGGAUUCCAAAGGCUAGAGGUCCAAAACCCAGGUGUUGGCAGGGUUGGUUCCUUCUGAGGCUGAGAGGGAAGGACUGGCCCAGGCCUCCCUUUUUGGCGUUGAGUGACUGUCUCGUGUUCACAUGGCAUUCACCCUGUAUCCCCACAUCCCUUCCCUCUGCCUGUGUCGGAACAAGGACACCAGUCAUGUGGGAUUAUCACCCAUGCUGAUGACCUCAUGUUAACUUGACGAACUCUGAAGACCUUCAAAUAAAGUCGCAUUCUGAGGUACUGAGGUUAUUUGUACUAAUGUACAAAGGGAUCUGUUCAAGAAUGUGAACUGAAUAGUAUUUUUAAUGGUGAUAAACCCAUAACGUAAAUGUUCAUUAAGGGGAUAUGGGGUGCAUAAUUCCUGCCACUUUUGUUCAACAGCAAAUGUGCAAGUCUCCUUCAGGGAGAGGGUCACAGCUGGCGGCAAGCCGCCCAGUAAGAGGAAGUGUCUUGUUACGAACAGAUGAGACGGGAUCUGGUGUAUUUUCUUGCUGUGGAAGGAAAUUCAGAGAAAGUAGUUACAUACGGAUAAAGGGAGAAAUUGUCUGAAGGUAACUGGUAAAAAUAAAAUCUAAUGUAGGGGUUAACUCAUUUUUAUCAUUAUUAAGUGAAUCCCUGAUUGGAAUCAUCUCAUAAUGGCCAAAAGUAUGCUGCCAUCAAACUUGAAAUGCUUAUUUGAUUUUAAGAUUUAAGACAUCACUGGAGGUAAUGCUAAGCGUACCGUUAAUUGAAUGGCUUUUCAGGAAAUAGCAAUACCACACUAAGUAAAUAUAUCAAACUCAACAUUAAUCUUGAUUUUUAAAACGCCAAAGCCUAAAAUAUGUCUUUAAAACAAGUAAAAAAAUCAAAGGCUUACAUUUUGACGUCAGUAUGAGCUAAUUGCUACUAUGGACUAUGGAAAUUAUUUCUUAAUUUGGUCUAGAAUUUCUAGUAUCACUUUUACAGGAAUGUGGGUACUGAGUGAGGAACAUUGGGUACAUAAUCCAUAUGUAAGUGUGGAAUUUCCUCCAAAUCAAACACCUGAGUAUAGAACUUGGGAUGGGAAUUUGGUAUUUGAUCAAGAUGACAAAGCAUAUUCUCAGCUAGUUUUGGUUUUGUAGCACUGUGUUUGAUUUGCUCUUCUGUGGGUUUCUACUUCAGAGAUGAAUUAGGACAGAGCACCUCUGAAGACCAGGCAAAAGGCAGGAGUACAUAGCAGCCCUCAAGACCAGAGGAAGUCAGGGGCGGGGUUCAGGCUGCAAGCUGGAGAGCUGAGAUGCAGGGCACCAAGAGGGAUGGAUGGAGAUACUUCUUCCUGAACCAUGAGCAUUUCUAAAAGGUAGAUCAGCCUUUACAUAGUGGGAGCCAGUCACCAUCCCUCUUGCUGUUCUCAGAUGGCUGUUCCUGUUCAGCUCUUUUCUAGAGCUGAAGGGUCCAAAACUCCCUGUUAACAACUCUAAAGCUUAAAUGUGUAAGAAACAACAAUCUGAGAAAAUGCUUGUGUAUCUGGAUCCCAAGGCUUAGUUAAAUCCUGACUGAGGAAUAGGAUGCUACUUAGCCAGCUUCCUAGCUGUUCUUGUUUUUAGUUUUCUUCCAAAAAGGAACCCUGAAACUGCUAAGAAUGUAAAAGGAAGAACGCAUGUGGAUGCAAUGAAGAAAAAGGAAAAGGAGGUUAGCUAAUGAGGAUAUAUAAGGAUAUGUCACCUGAAAUCCUUUGUUUAUGGUUCAGGAAGAAAUGUACAUAGAUUCUCCACAUUUGUGUUUUAAGUAAGAACGAACACAAGAUACCUGAACACAU
Molecule: messenger RNA, 4657 nt
Organism: Pongo pygmaeus (Bornean orangutan)
Lineage: Eukaryota; Metazoa; Chordata; Mammalia; Primates; Hominidae
Gene: ZFP42
Product: ZFP42 zinc finger protein
Exons: 4
Coding region: 393-1328 (311 amino acids)
Biological process (GO): regulation of transcription by RNA polymerase II
Cellular component (GO): transcription regulator complex; PcG protein complex; chromatin
Molecular function (GO): RNA polymerase II cis-regulatory region sequence-specific DNA binding; DNA-binding transcription factor activity, RNA polymerase II-specific
Source: RefSeq, a predicted model, not a curated record